UUUAUAGUUCAGCGCAACACAAUUGCUCAACUCCCGGCGAACAUCUACACUUCCAGCGUUCAAAGCGGGUAUCAUUUGGCUUCACCCGAGGCGGGGAAAUGGCCUCAAGUCUCUUCCCUCUGCUCACUUUGUAUUUGGCCUUCUCCGUCUCUUAUUUACGGAUCAUUGAGGCAGAAGCAGAAACAUUUUCUAGUUUCAAGCUCAAUUCUCAUAUUCUUCAGGAGUCAAUCACUAAGCAGAUUAAUGAAAAUCCAAGGGCAGGAUGGGAGGCUGCCAUGAAUCCUCGCUUCUCCAAUUAUACUGUUGGACAAUUUAAGCACCUUCUUGGAGUCAAACCAUCACCUAAAAAUGAUCUGAGUAGUACUCCUGUUGUUACCCAUUCAAAAUCCUUAAAAUUGCCGAAUGAGUUUGACGCAAGAACAGCUUGGUCUCAGUGUAGCACUGUUGUGAGAAUUCUAGAUCAGGGUCACUGUGGUUCUUGUUGGGCAUUUGGUGCCGUUGAAUCAUUGUCAGAUCGUUUUUGCAUUCACUUUGGCAUGAACAUAUCUCUCUCUAUUAAUGAUCUUCUUGCUUGCUGUGGAUUUUUGUGUGGGUCUGGCUGUAAUGGGGGGUAUCCUCUCUUUGCAUGGCGAUACUUAGUCCAUCAUGGUGUUGUCACUGAAGAGUGUGACCCAUACUUUGACGAUAUUGGUUGUUCUCAUCCUGGUUGCGAGCCUGCAUAUCCUACUCCCAAGUGUGUCAGGAAGUGUGUGAAUCGGAACCAGCUUUGGAGAAAGUCGAAGCAUUAUAGUGUCAAUGCAUACAGGAUCAAUUCAGAUCCCUAUGAUAUUAUGGCAGAAGUCUAUAAGAAUGGGCCGGUUGAGGUUUCGUUCACUGUUUAUGAGGAUUUUGCUCACUACAAAUCAGGAGUUUACAAACACAUCACUGGGGACGCACUAGGAGGUCAUGCUGUAAAGCUAAUUGGGUGGGGAACAACCGAUGAUGGAGAGGACUACUGGCUCCUCGCAAAUCAGUGGAAUAGAAGUUGGGGAGAUGACGGCUACUUUAAGAUGAGAAGAGGGACAAAUGAAUGUGGCAUUGAAAAAGAUGUUGUUGCUGGCAUGCCUUCCACGAAAAACCUCGUCAGGGAGGUUGCUGACGGCGAUGCUUCGUUCUCAAUGUAAAUAUACAACCAAACUGGAUUCCGUCGUGUAUUAAACGCCCUGCCCUGAAUGUUGUGCCAUUAUUGUAAGAAUUUGAACGAUAUUUACCAAAAUUUAAAUUAUGAUAUUGAAAGGCCCUUGAGGGUGCUGACUGCUA
Molecule: messenger RNA, 1299 nt
Organism: Prosopis cineraria
Lineage: Eukaryota; Viridiplantae; Streptophyta; Magnoliopsida; Fabales; Fabaceae
Product: cathepsin B-like protease 2
Exons: 11
Coding region: 99-1163 (354 amino acids)
Biological process (GO): regulation of catalytic activity
Cellular component (GO): lysosome
Molecular function (GO): cysteine-type endopeptidase activity
Source: RefSeq, a predicted model, not a curated record